GGACCAGCCCUUAAGGUGGAGGAGGGUUAUGGGGGGGACAGGGACUGGCCCUGGCGAGUUUUGGGGUGUGUAAGAGUUGUAGGAGGACCGGGGCUGGCAGUGGAGAGCAUCAGGGUGAAGAAGCACCAUGGAGGGGGCUCAGGGACCGUGCCCGGGGGUGUCCAAGGGCCACACGGGGACAGGGGGACUGUCCCCGGGGCGUCCCCGUGCCCAGCUGUACCCCUCCGCGCGCAGCUGAAGUGGUGCGCCUGGAUCGCCGUCUACUGCUCCUUCAUCAGCUUCGCCAACUCCCGCAGCUCCGAGGACACCAAGCAGAUGAUGAGCAGCUUCAUGCUGUCCAUCUCGGCCGUGGUGAUGUCCUACCUGCAGAACCCCCAGCCCAUGUCCCCUCCGUGGUGACGCUCUGCACCGGUGCCGCGUUGUAGCGCGGCCGAAAAAAAAUAAAGGAGCAGCUGUUGGA
This is a messenger RNA of Struthio camelus australis, 460 nucleotides long. Lineage: Eukaryota; Metazoa; Chordata; Aves; Struthioniformes; Struthionidae. The record is from RefSeq and is a predicted model, not a curated record.